This is a messenger RNA of Aedes albopictus (Asian tiger mosquito), 517 nucleotides long. RefSeq names its product probable salivary secreted peptide. The coding region runs from base 76 to 432 and encodes 118 amino acids. The transcript has 2 exons. NCBI's taxonomy places the organism in Eukaryota, Metazoa, Arthropoda, Insecta, Diptera, Culicidae. The record is from RefSeq and is a predicted model, not a curated record.
GUCAGUUCUCCUAUCGAAACACACCUAAAUACUAUAGCAUCUCUAGAUCACUAGACUUUCAUUCCCAUUUACAAAAUGAGAGUCAUUUUAACCACUUUCGUCAUCCUGCUCACCGCAACUGCUCUUAUCUACGCCGAUAGCAAUCAAUGGGGCCGUCGAGUGGUCGGCGAUAGACUACUCAACGCAUCCACCAUCGUGAACAACUCGCUUCCGGUGCCGAUCAAAACGGCCGUUUUCCAGUAUUUGCCUCCGCUGGGAUCGGCACGUGCACCGAACGUGACCUACAUUCUGGCCCGUGAUAAUGUCCGCAACGGUUUGGGCGGUUACGCGGCACUGAUUUCCGGUGGCAUCAAUCAAACGCACGCCUCGGUAAAGCUCAGCUCACGUCCCAAUCUGGGUUUCAACUUUACGGUGGAGGUGUACGGCCGGUGAGCGAAGAUGUGAUCUACCUAGUUGGAAUAAUUUUAUCUUACUGAUAAGCGAAGUGAAAAAUAGAACCAGUUUGUUACAACUCAAA